GUUUGACUGUUGAAUAGGAGUUUGCUAUAUCGUCCGCCAACUUCGGUAUUCAUUCACGGGACAACUUAGAAUAUAUAGCAAAUCGAGCUGAAAUUCGCUUUGUUUGCUUACCUUUGGUAGCUUCUAGUUGUAGUUGAACUACCGUAGGGUGAUUCAAAGGAAGUUAUAAUAGUGACAGUGCAAGUUUUUGAAAGUACUACCUGUAGAGUUGCGGGGAAGGAGCUCGGAGACCCCCUCAAAACUUCGCUCGUUUGUUUUGGUCGUUUUAACAUGGCUACUAUCGUCGUUUAAUCCGUCUACAAGACUCGUAAACUACAAGGACAUCAUGGACCGAGCACGGUUUGUAGAGACUCCUAUAAAGAGUUGCAGCCAGACCCGCGGGUUGCCUGGUUUGCCUCCACUACCAUCAACGUUAACAGAAGAACCAUCAGAUCUGUAUCAGAUCGUUCUCCGCAAUAGUGAGCACCCGCCGAUUAUGAAAGGUACAUCAUGGACGCUAGCAGCACCUUUCAAAGAACAGAAGUACCACCGUACUCCGAGUGAAUCCAUUGCUAACAAUUACACGCCAACAGCCAGCGACUUAAAGAUAAGGAGUUUACUGAGACCCGGUCUAACCAGGGCGCAGACACAGCCUGCCAUCUCUAGGAAACGAUCUCACUCACCAUCUAAACGAUCGCCAAAUUCACCGCCACCGUCCAAGCUUUCACCGCGUAAUGGCGUUAAUGGGACUUUUACCAAUGGUAGCCAUCCAUCUAAUGGGAUACCUGCACAGCCUAGAAUGCCGGGGAUGGGACAGAGAGCAAAAACUUUUGUUGGUGGGAGAGGAGCAAAACAACAUAAUGGAGCUGAUAUCGAUUUGAGUUGGAGACAGGAGUUACCACCAAGUCGUCCAAUGACUCCCGUGGAGCAGAUGGAUAUUAUUUUAGACUGUGAGAAAAAAGAAGCAGAAGUGCUUGGAGAUCCCAAUGAAAGAGAUAUAGAGCGUUACCACUACUACAUUACAAAGGGCAUCCACAACGACAUGCUGGCGCCGCAACCACGGGACCUCAUGGAACAUGUACGCAGCAGAUUACCUCACAAGAUCAAAGAUAACCCUGAACUGGAGGGGAUGAGGAAAGAUCUAGUCAGUGAAAUCGACAGUGACUUUGAUUUCAGUCUUAGAAAAUCAAUAGUUGACUAUAUUCUGAAGGAUGCCAAUGAGAAAAAAAGACUACACAUUGACUGGAUUCCACGAUCAUUUCCAUGGAGGACGAUCCGCGCUCCAGUACCAUGGCAUCAGAGCUAUGCAGAGUCCAAAGGAUUGAAUGAGACCCAUUUAUUUAUUACAAAUCCUAUUAUGUUAGAAUUACAGAAUUUAUGGCACAACAGAUUUGGCAGUCUGAGGUUUGUCCGUUUAGAGGACCUCAUGGCAGCCGAGCUACCCCUGUUGCCAGCAGAGUUUGAAGAGCUGGUAAAGCGGCACUGCAGGGAAGCACAUGCUACACUGAAAACAAGUUGGAUUCCAGCAUGUGCGCAGUUGUUUCAACAGCAGAAAGAAGACUGGGCAUUUCUUGUGCCUCCACCAGACUCCAAUGAGUCUACCAUCCGAAUUCAAGAGUUCUUUGCAUGUGUGGCUGCCCUCAUGUCAAUCCAGUUACGUGGCAUGGUCAUAAACUCUCUCCAUGAUUUUCUAGAAUUUUUUAGAAUCCAUCAGGAUGGCAAUGAUUUUGGUGAAGAAUACGAUGAACUUCAGUACAACAUGGCACAGGUCAUGAUUAUCAAAUUAAAAGUUGAAGAACCUAAGAUUGUGUUCGAUCCUCCAUUCAGGGAAUGUAGAGACAUCAUACUCAGAUGCUUCUCUGAAAUCAUUGCUAGUGCAGAGGGCCUUCAAAGGGUGGAAUGUGAUAUUUUCCCGGACCUGAGGAAUCAAAGAUUAGUUCUCAGGGCAGUGAAAAUUGAUGAACAGCUGGUGACAAACUUCAUUGAUGAAGCCAUGCAGAUAUUCAAAUUUAACACAGUAGGACCCACUAGAUAUUUGAACACAUACAAGAAAUACCAUGAGUUGCUGAACAACAAAGCGGAGCAAGAAGUGACAGCAUUCUUGAAAGAGCAGCACUCGCUGGAAGCCUUCCGUAAAAAGAUUGAUGGUCUACAAUCCUUGAAGGAGGAGAUAGCGUUGCUGCGGAUUACAGUGCCACUCAGCAUGUUCUGCUUGGACUGUAUUAACCUUAAUAUGGAUCUGUGCGCUAGAUCCCAGAAACUCAAAGAUAAACUGGUUGCUUUUGAAAUUGAUGAGAAUCGAAAACUCAACAAAGACAUUUGUCGGCGGUAUGAUGAGAUUUCCGACAAAGUCAGUGAGACACCAGACAACACAGAUGAACUUGUACAGUUAGCCGACUUCUUGAAACAAGCAACAGAUGUGUUAGUGUAUAAACUGAAGGAUGAGAUUGAAGAGGCUGCCAAUAGAUUGGACUUUCUUCUUGACUAUGCAAACCUUCCUUUUGAGGAUAUAAAACUAAACAGUAAUGUCUUCCACUGGCCUGACUACAUCCAAACUGUUUUUGAGUUGGCCAAGAAUCGUCUGACCAACCGUCGAGAAACGGCUGAGGAGGAGGUUCGUAAGAAGGUUGAAAACUUUGAAGCCAAAUUACAAGAAUAUAACAAGGAAGUGGAAUCCUUUAGAAAGAAGGAGAUUAUGAGCAUGGAUGAAAUGAAAUCAAACGUGGAGCAAUUAAGCAACAUACAGAAGAAACUUGAAGAUGCACGAGAUGAGCUGGAGUCCCUGAACAAAGAGGAAGAACUGCUGGAAUGGGAACCAACGCAGUUCCCGAUAUUGCAGUAUAUGUUCCAGCUGAAGGCUCCUUAUGAUCAGCUGUGGAACACUGCAUUGAAGUUCCAUACCAAUUUUGAAUUCUGGAUGAAUGGUCCUUUCCUGGAUUUGAACGCGGAGCAAGUGGAAGAAGAAGUCGGUAAUAUGUGGCGUAACAUGUACAAACUGGCCAAGUCUUUCAAUGACCAGCCAGGCCCACAGAGAAUCGCUAACAACGUCAAGGGAAAGAUUGAUAAAUUCAAACAACAUCUUCCGUUGCUUUCCGUCAUCUGUAAUCCUGGUAUAAGGGAUCGGCAUUGGGAACAAAUGAGUGACAUUGUAGGAUAUGAUUUGAAACCAGAGGCGGACACCUCAUUAUUUCAAAUGGUAGAAAUUGGACUUGUAAAGCACUUGGAAAAACUGGACGAGAUUGGUGCUGCUGCCAGCAAAGAAUAUUCCUUGGAGAAAGCAAUGGAGAAAAUGAAAGCAGAGUGGGCUGGUGUGGAAUUUGAAUUUGUACCGUACAGAGACUCUGGUGUUUCUAUUUUAUCUGCUGUGGAUGAUAUCCAGAUGUUGUUAGAUGAUCAUAUUGUUAAAGUACAGACCAUGAGAGGAUCACCAUUUAUUAAACCAUUUGAAGUAGAAAUGAAGGAAUGGGAAGAGAAACUUGUCACUAUGCAAGAUAUCUUAGAUUCUUGGUUGAAAUGCCAGGCUACUUGGCUUUACUUGGAGCCUAUCUUCAGCUCGGAAGACAUCAUGGCUCAGAUGCCGGAGGAAGGCAGGAAAUUUGGUAUUGUGGACAGCUACUGGAAAGAUAUCAUGACGGAAUCGAUCAAGAAUACCCAGGCCUUGGUGGUCACAGCACAGCCAAACAUGUUAGGAAGACUAAAUGAGUCCAAUUUACUGUUGGAAGAGAUCCAGAAAGGACUUAAUAACUACCUGGAAAAGAAAAGAUUGUUCUUCCCAAGAUUCUUCUUUCUGUCCAACGAUGAACUGCUGGAAAUCCUGUCAGAGACCAAAGACCCAAUGCGUGUCCAACCGCAUCUCAAGAAAUGCUUUGAAGGUAUCGCUCGACUGGAGUUCACUGAAGACACUGAAAUCACUGGAAUGAUCAGCUCUGAGAAUGAAGUUGUGCCAUUUCCAACUAAGAUUUAUCCAGCUAAAGCCAAGGGCAUGGUUGAAAAAUGGUUAGUACAAGUGGAGGAAAUCAUGAAAAGCAGUUUGAGGAAGAGUCUUGGUGAUUCUGUCGAGAAUUAUACACAGACAGAACGUACAAAGUGGGUCGUAGAUUGGCCGGGACAGGUGGUGCUCAAUGUUAGCACUACAUUCUGGACAAAGGAAGUAGAAGAAGCCAUCCAUAAUAACACAUUACAGAGCUACUUAGAGAAGAGCAAUGACAACAUACAGGAUGUUGUUGCCAUGGUACGUGGUAAACUCGGCAUGGGUACUCGUAUCACACUUGGUGCACUGAUUGUAAUUGAUGUACAUGCUCGUGACGUGGUUGCCAAACUAACUAGCGACAAAAUCAGUGAUCCUGCCGACUUCCAGUGGAUUAGUCAAUUGCGUUACUACUGGGAAACUGAUCGUUCCAUGGUUCACAUGAUCACCACUGUACUUGAAUAUGGUUAUGAGUACCUUGGUAACGGUGGCCGAUUGGUUAUCACACCCCUUACUGAUAGAUGUUACAGGACAUUGAUGGGAGCCUUGAAACUGAAUCUUGGUGGUGCUCCUGAAGGACCUGCUGGUACUGGUAAAACUGAAACCUCCAAAGAUUUGGCCAAAGCUGUUGCUAAACAGUGUGUUGUCUUCAACUGCUCUGAUGGUCUGGAUUUUAAAGCCAUGGGGAAAUUUUUUAAAGGUUUGGCGCAAGCUGGUGCCUGGGCUUGCUUUGAUGAGUUCAACAGAAUUGAACUUGAAGUGCUAUCUGUGGUGGCCCAACAAAUUCACAGUAUACAGCGUGCUAUUGCAAUGCACCUCAAACUGUUUAUAUUUGAAGGAACUGAGUUGACUCUAGAUCCGUCAUGUACUAUCUUCAUCACUAUGAAUCCUGGUUAUGCCGGCAGAUCAGAAUUGCCAGAUAAUUUAAAGGUACUGUUCCGUACAGUGGCUAUGAUGGUUCCCGAUUACGGCCUGAUCGCUCAAAUCUCUCUCUAUUCCAUGGGCUUUGUAGAGGCUCAGAGCUUGGCUGGCAAGAUUGUAGCUGUGUAUCGUCUCUGCUCUGAACAGUUAUCUUCCCAACACCACUACGAUUACGGGAUGAGAGCUGUCAAGUCGGUGUUGACAGCCGCUGGUAACUUGAAGUUGAAAUAUCUGCAGGAGAAUGAGGCUGUUUUGGUGCUCAGGGCCAUCAAAGAUGUCAAUUUGCCCAAAUUCUUGGCACAAGAUGUGCCACUAUUUGAAGGUAUCAUUAGUGAUUUGUUCCCUGGUGUAGUACUGCCAACACCAGACUAUGAAGUUUUCCUUGAAGCUUUGAAAGAUAAUAUAUUGAAGAAAAAUUUGCAGCCAGUGCCUUGGUUCAUUGAGAAAAUUAUACAGGUUUACGAAAUGAUGUUGGUGCGUCACGGUUUUAUGAUAGUCGGCGAACCACUGGGAGGUAAAACGUGCAACUGGCAAGUACUUGCAUGUGCCCUAGGAGAUCUACAUACAGCAGGUUUAAUGGAAGAAUACAAGGUUAUUUACAAGAUUAUCAAUCCCAAAGCCAUCACUAUGGGACAGUUGUAUGGAUCAUUUGAUCCAGUAUCUCAUGAAUGGUCUGAUGGUGUGCUGGCCAAUACUUUCAGAGAGCAAGCAAGCUCUACCACUGACGACAGGAAGUGGAUUAUGUUUGACGGACCUGUGGACGCUGUCUGGAUUGAAAACAUGAAUACAGCGUUGGAUGACAACAAAAAGCUCUGUCUGAUGAGUGGUGAGAUUAUCCAGAUGAACAAUAAAAUGAAUCUGAUUUUUGAACCGGCUGAUCUAGAACAAGCUUCUCCAGCCACUGUCAGUCGAUGUGGUAUGAUCUACAUGGAGCCACAUCAGCUUGGGUGGAUUCCUUCCAAAGACUCCUACAUGAAAACAUUACCAGAGAACCUGACUCAGGAACAGCUGGAGCUGGUGGAAGAUUUGUUUAGCUGGCUGGUCCAGCCGUGUCUUGAUUUUGUAAGGUUUGAGUGCAAGAAUUUUAUACAGACCUCUGAUAUCCAUCUUGCCAAGUCUCUGAUGAGUCUGUACUCCUGCCUUAUGGAUGAAAUUCGAGAAAGUGGCAAAGAAGGUCAGGAAGGAGGGCUGACCAAUCAACAGAUUACAUUGUGGCUGCAGGGUUUGUUUCUCUUUUCACUCGUCUGGACCAUUGGUGGUACUGUGGACGGUAAUGGAAGAAUCAAGUUUGAUCAGUACUUCAGAACUCUUAUCAGUGGCACAGUCCAGGAACACCCAAAACCUAAGAGUAUCAAGAUUACAAAGAGCAAUUCAUUCCCAGAACGUGGUACCGUCUAUGAUUUUUAUUUCUACAAACACGCCAGUGGUCAGUGGGCAGACUGGAUUGACUAUAUUGAGAGGGGGGUGGGAAAAUUAGAAAUUCCAGCCAAGGCAAAGGUGAGUGACUUGAUCAUCCCAACCAAUGAGACGGCAAGGCAGACAUUCUUCAUGAAGACGUAUCUGGAUCAUGAGGUGCCGCUUUUGUUUGUUGGCCCUACUGGUACUGGUAAAUCAGCCAUUAUCAACGCGUACCUGGUCAGCUUACCGAAAGACUUGUAUAUCCCCAACAUGGUGAACUUCUCAGCACGUACAUCAGCCAGUCAAAGUCAAGAUAUUAUAAUGUCUAAACUAGACAGACGUCGUAAGGGUGUAUAUGGACCACCAAUGGGUAAGAAAUGUAUCCUAUUUGUGGAUGAUUUGAACAUGCCCGCGAAGGAGAAAUAUGGAGCGCAGCCACCGAUCGAAUUACUGCGUCAGUGGGUGGAUCAUGGUCAUUGGUAUGACAAGAAGGACACCACAAAACUAGAACUAACAGAUGUACUACUUGUGUCUGCCAUGGGACCACCCGGUGGUGGUAGAAAUGAUAUAACGAGUCGAUUCACACGACAUAUGAAUAUCGUAUCUAUAGACUCAUUUGAUGACACAACAAUGACGAAAAUAUUCAGCUCUAUUGUGGAUUGGCAUUUUGGCAAAGGAUUUGAAGGUUCAUUUGUUAGACUUGGCAAGAUCCUAGUACAAGCCACUAUGGCUGUCUACAAAAGUGCAGUAGAUAACUUCUUACCAACACCGACAAAAUCUCACUAUGUGUUCAAUCUUCGAGACUUUGCCCGUGUGAUCCGCGGUGUUUUACUAAUGCCCCAUACCCACUUAACUGAGGGUGAUAAAUUGACUCGUCUCUGGAUCCAUGAAGUCUACAGGGUGUUUUAUGACCGUCUGAUUGAUGAGAAAGACAGGGAAACCUUCUUUGACAUUAUAAAGGAGAUGACACAGUCACACUUCAAAGUUAGCAUUGACAAGAUACUCAGUCAUCUCUCACCGAGUGGGAAAGUCAUAGAUGACAACAUUAGGAGUUUAUUUUUUGGUGACUAUAUGAAUCCAGAUUCCGACACCAAAAUCUAUGAUGAGGUCGUGGACAUCAAGGAGUUGACCACAGUGAUGGAGCACUAUCUGGAUGAGUACAAUGCUAUGAGUAAAACACCAAUGUCUCUGGUCAUGUUUAAAUUUGCAAUUGAGCACAUAUCUCGUGUGAGUCGUGUGCUCAAACAGGACAAUGGACAUGCGCUGUUGAUAGGUAUUGGUGGUAGUGGCAGACAGAGUGCCACUAAGCUGGCCACUUUCAUGGCCGACUAUGACUUGUUUCAGAUUGAAAUUACCAAGAAUUAUACACACUCUGAAUGGAGAGAAGACAUCAAAAAGUUGAUGGUGAAGACUGGUGCUGAAGGUAAACAGACUGUGUUUUUGUUCAGCGAUAAUCAGAUAAAAGAUGAAUCUUUUGUUGAAGACAUCAAUAUGAUUUUGAACACUGCUGAUAUUCCUAAUUUAUUCCCUGCUGAUGAGAAAGCAGAAAUUAUUGAGAAAAUGCAGACUGUAGCCAGGAAUGAGGGUAAAAAGAUUGAUGCCACACCUUUAGCAAUGUACAAUUUUUUCAUUGAGCGAGUCAGAGCUCAUCUCCACGUUGUGUUGGCAUUCUCACCGAUUGGUGAUGCAUUCCGUAACAGGUUACGUCAAUUCCCGUCUUUGAUCAACUGCUGCACCAUUGACUGGUUCCAGGCUUGGCCACAAGAUGCUUUAGAGAUGGUGGCCAAUAAAUUUUUAGAAGAAAUUGACCUUGAUGAUGACAUACGGAAGGCAUCAGUAGCCAUGUGUAAACACUUUCACGAAAGUGUUCGCAAGCUGUCAGAGUUAUUUUUUGAAACUCUGCAGCGACACAACUAUGUCACCCCAACCUCCUACUUAGAGUUGAUCUUGACCUUCAAAUUGCUACUCUCCAUCAAACGAAAAGAGGUUAUAACCUUGAGAGACCGCUACCUCACUGGUCUUGAUAAGCUGGCUUUCGCUGCAUCUCAGGUGUCCGUGAUGCAGCAAGAGCUGACUGACCUCCAACCGCAGUUGAUAAAGACCUCAGAGGAGACAGAGAAGCUGAUGGUGGUAAUAGAACAGGACACUGUGGAGGUUGAAGCCAAAAAAGAGAUCGUGGCAGCCGAUGAAGCCGUCGCUAACGAAGCUGCUGGAGUAGCCCAGGGAAUUAAGGAAGAAUGUGAAGGGGAUUUAGCAGAAGCAAUACCUGCUUUAGAGGCAGCCAUAUCUGCCCUCAAUACACUCAAGCCCAAUGACAUCUCCAUGGUGAAAAGUAUGAAAAAUCCGCCAUCUGGUGUGAAACUGGUGAUGGAAGCUAUUUGUAUCAUGAAAGGUGUCAAACCAGAGCGAAAACCGGAUCCAUCUGGAUCUGGCAAGAUGAUUGAAGACUUUUGGGGCCCAUCUCAGAAAGUGCUCGGUGACAUGAAAUUCUUAGAAAGUCUGAAGGUUUAUGACAAAGAUAACAUUCCGCCAGCUUACAUCAAGAAAAUCAGAGCAAAUUAUAUUCCUAAUCCUGAGUUUGAUCCUACAUCAAUCCGUAAUGUAUCUAUGGCAUGUGAAGGUCUCUGUAAAUGGGUGAGAGCGAUGGAUGUCUACGAUAGAGUGGCAAAGAUUGUAGCUCCAAAGAAAGCUAAGUUGGCAGAAGCUGAGGGUGAACUAGCCGUGCAGAUGGAAAAAUUGAAUGACAAGAGAGCCCAGCUGAAGGAAAUCACCGAUAAACUGGAUGCCUUGAAUGCAGAAUUUGAUGCAAUGAUGGUAAAGAAGGCAGAGUUGGAGCGCAACAUUGAGAUCUGUUCUCAGAAAUUGGUUCGUGCUGAAAAACUUAUUGGUGGUCUUGGCGGUGAGAAAGAACGCUGGAGUGCAGCGGCUAAAUCACUUGGUGAACUUUACAUCAAUAUCACCGGUGAUGUGUUAUUGUCAGCAGGCGUGGUAGCUUAUUUAGGAGCAUUUACAGUUGAUUACAGACAGAAAGCCACAGCAGAGUGGCUUGAAUUGUGUCAAAAAAUGAAGAUUCCCUGUUCUGAUGUAUUUUCUCUGAACUCAACCCUGGGUGUGCCUGUUAAGAUCCGUGCCUGGCAGAUUGCUGGUCUUCCUGUGGAUUCUUUCUCCAUUGACAAUGGUAUUAUUGUGGAUAAUGCAAGAAGAUGGCCCCUCAUGAUAGAUCCACAAGGCCAGGCAAAUAAAUGGGUGAAAAACAUGGAGAAGGUCAACAAACUUUCCAUCAUCAAACUUUCUGAUGCCAACUAUGUGAGAACCUUGGAAAACUCCAUCCAGUUUGGUACGCCAGUAUUGCUUGAAAAUGUUGGUGAAGAGUUGGAUCCGAUCUUGGAACCUGUGUUGCUGAAACAGACCUUCAAACAGCAGGGUGUGGAGUAUUUACGUCUUGGUGAAAACCUAAUUGAAUAUUCGCAUGACUUCAAAUUCUAUAUUACCACACGGCUGAGAAAUCCCCACUACCUGCCUGAGAUCUCUGUUAAAGUGACCUUGCUGAAUUUCAUGAUCACUCCACUGGGUCUCCAAGACCAGUUGCUCGGAAUUGUCGCUGCCAAGGAAAAGCCGGAGUUGGAAGAGAAGAAGAACCAGUUGAUUCUGGAGAGUGCUGCCAACAAGAAACAACUCAAGGAAAUUGAGGACAAGAUCUUAGAGGUCUUGUCAUCGUCCGAGGGGAAUAUCUUGGAAGAUGAGACUGCGAUUCAGGUCUUGUCUUCUUCCAAGACAUUGUCUGAGGAAAUCAGCGCCAAACAGGAAAUUGCGACUGCCACAGAAGCAGAGAUUGAUGCUACCCGUAACGGGUAUGAACCAGUAGCUGUGCAUUCUGCUAUACUGUUCUUCUGUAUAUCUGACUUGGCAAACAUUGAACCAAUGUACCAGUAUUCCCUCACAUGGUUUAUCAACCUCUACUUACAGUCCAUUAUUAACAGUAAGAAGUCGUCAGAACUUGAGGAGCGAAUAGAAAACCUGAAUGAACACUUCACAGACAGUAUUUACAGGAACGUUUGUAGAUCCUUGUUUGAGAAAGACAAACUUCUCUUUUCAUUUGUGCUCUGCAUUGGAAUCUUGAAAGGAAAUGGUAAAGUAGAUGAUGAAACAUGGAGAUUCCUGUUAACUGGUGGAGUGGCUUUAGAUAAUCCCCAUCCAAACCCUUGUUCUGAUUGGCUGACAGACAAGUUGUGGUCGGAGAUAGUCAGAGUCUCUAAUCUUUCAGCUCUGAAUGGAUUUAUGGAUAGCUUCCAAGAGAAUACAGAUGCAUGGAAGAAAGUGUAUGAUGACCUCAACCCACACAUUGCUAAGUAUCCUGCGCCUUGGGAUACAAUAGAUGGCCUUGAUAAAAUGACGGUUCUCCGCUGCCUGAGACCGGACAAAAUAGUGCCAGCUGUCCAGGAAUUUAUCGUGAAUAACAUGGGCCAGAGUUUCAUUGAGCCUCCAACUUUUGACCUAGCUGGGAGCUUUGCCGACUCCAACUGCUGCGCCCCUCUCAUCUUUGUUCUGUCUCCUGGUGCUGAUCCCAUGGCUGGGCUUUUGAAGUUUGCCGAAGACCAAAAUCAAGGAGGAAAUCGCAUCCAGACAAUCUCGCUUGGACAGGGUCAAGGUCCAAUUGCAUCCAAGAUGAUUGACAAAGCCUUGGUUGAUGGAACGUGGGUGGUGCUACAGAACUGUCACUUGGCUACCAGCUGGAUGUCAAAGUUAGAAAAGAUCUGUGAGGAAGUGAUCAUUCCAGAGAACACUCAUACUGACUUCCGUCUCUGGCUGACUAGUUAUCCCUCAGAAGACUUUCCAGUGUCAAUUUUACAAAAUGGUGUAAAGAUGACCAAUGAACCGCCCAAAGGAUUGAGGGCUAAUCUACUGCGAUCUUAUCUUAAUGAUCCCAUAUCUGAUAAUGAAUUCUUUUCAAGUUGCAAUAAGCCAGAGGUAUGGCAGAAGAUGUUGUUUGGGUUAUGCUUCUUCCAUGCAUUGGUUCAAGAGAGAAGAAAAUUUGGUCCAUUGGGCUGGAAUAUUCCGUAUGAAUUCAACGAAUCUGACUUAAGAAUCAGUAUGAAACAACUUGUGAUGUUCAUCAAUGACUAUGCUGAAGUUCCCAUGGAUGCCCUUUUGUACCUGACUGGUGAAUGUAACUACGGUGGCAGAGUCACUGAUGAUAAAGACAGACGAUUGCUGAUAUCAUUACUGGAUCAGUUCUAUGUCAUGGACUUGGUCAACACAGAUAAAUACAAAUUAUCUGCGAGUGGCGACUACUACGUUCCAGUCCACGGGAAUCAUCAGAGUUACAUUGACUAUAUAAGAUCAUUACCAAUUAUACCGCAUCCAGAAGUAUUUGGACUACAUGAGAAUGCAGACAUCACUAAAGAUAAUCAAGAAACACAGACGCUGUUUGACAGUAUUUUAUUGAUGUUGCCAAGGCAGUCGGGAGGAGGAGGUAAAUCCUCCCAGGAAAUCAUUGAAGACCUAUCAGCUGACAUCUUAUCUAAAAUACCGCCUGAUUUUGAUAUUGCUAUGAUUAUAAGAAAGUAUCCAGUGGUGUACAACGAAUCCAUGAACACUGUGUUGAGGCAAGAGCUGAUUCGAUUUAACAGAUUGAUCAGUGUGAUCCGAAUAAGUUUACAAAACUUACAGAAAGCCAUUAAAGGUUUAGUGGUGAUGUCAUCAGAACUUGAAGAUGUCUUUGAUAGCAUGUUGAUUGGUAAAGUGCCUGCUAUGUGGAUGGCAAAGUCGUAUCCAUCACUAAAGCCACUGGGUAGUUACAUCACUGACUUCCUUGCAAGAUUAAAGUUCUUCCAUGAUUGGAUCGAGAACGGUGCACCCAACGUAUUCUGGUUGUCAGGGUUCUAUUUCACCCAAUCUUUCCUCACUGGUGUAAGCCAAAACUACGCCCGUAAGUACACUAUUCCCAUUGAUUUCCUUGGUUUUGAGUUUGAUGUCAUGGACCAAGAAGACGACAUGGACUACAAACCUGAAGAUGGAGCCUUUGUCCAGGGCCUGUUCUUAGAAGGUUGUAGAUGGGACAGAGAGAAGAAAGUGCUUGGAGAAUCCAAUCCCAAGAUCCUCUUUGAUCCUGUGCCAAUUAUAUGGUUAAGACCGGGUGAGGUAAGCAAAUUUGAACCCAAGCCUACAUACACCUGUCCAAUAUACAAGACUAGCGCUCGCCGUGGCGUUCUGUCAACGACUGGACACUCAACAAACUUUGUACUGUACCUGCAACUCCCGUCAGACAAGCCGCAAAAUUACUGGGUUAACAGAGGAGUGGCUAUGCUGUGUCAGCUGGAUGACUAAGUGGGUGUCCUCGUCAGUCAAAAUUAGUUGCCAAAAAAGUUUACACAUUCCAUAAUUGUUUAAUUGAUGCCAAAUAGCUUUGUUGUAGCGUGUCAAUAUUACAUUAAAUCAAGUGUGCCUUAAAUAUUCACAGAUACUGUGUGCUGUGCUUUGGAUGCAUCCUCACCAUGACAUUAUAUAUAUUUUACAACAGGUGGUGUGCCAAAUUCUUUUAAUUGUACUAUGGUGUUAUUUAUUCAUGCGUUGUUGUGGUGAUUCAGCGUUUUUUUUUAUUAAAUUACUUUGUGACUGGGUAAGGUGUUACAAAUAACUGAUCAAAAACAUUUCUCAUCUCAGAAAUGAGAAUUUUUUUUUUUUGUACAAACAUUUCCUGGUUUUGCCAAUUUAUUUGAUUCAACUCUGGAGUCAUUAGAAAUUAGUUCAAUUCAGUUUAUGUUUCCUAUCAAAUCCGUCCAAUAGUGUGUAAUACUAACUUGAAAAGUGCUUUCUCCGUCCACUGACUCACCUACUUGUAAUUCAAGUAAUUUACAAAAUGCCAAAUUUAUUUGUCAUCUUUGUUUUUAAAGCAAAGAAUUAUCUGUUCAUGGCAUUUACAGUUGUUAAACGAUUGCAUCAAAUGUGCAUUCCCUUUUUAAUUAUUAUGGUACUGUCUAUUGCUUUGUCUUUGUGGACUAUUCCAUUCAUUUCAGGGUGGAUUUCUUGAAAAUUGUAAAUA
Molecule: messenger RNA, 13307 nt
Organism: Saccoglossus kowalevskii
Lineage: Eukaryota; Metazoa; Hemichordata; Enteropneusta; Harrimaniidae
Product: dynein axonemal heavy chain 3-like
Biological process (GO): microtubule-based movement
Cellular component (GO): dynein complex
Molecular function (GO): ATP binding; dynein intermediate chain binding; dynein light intermediate chain binding
Source: RefSeq, a predicted model, not a curated record